Effrenium voratum is the source of this 1457-nucleotide messenger RNA. The record is from the annotation of a GenBank genome assembly. NCBI's taxonomy places the organism in Eukaryota, Dinophyceae, Suessiales, Symbiodiniaceae.
CAGACCGCGACGGCCUGUCGGCUUAUGCGGCGCUUGGGCUCUGGCUCCCUCCGCCAUGGGUGGCGGCAGCUCGGUGGUGCGGAGGUGUCCCUGGAGUAUGGCAGUGCUGGCGCUCUUGCCAGCAGCUGCCAUGGACAAGCAUCAGCACUGCGCAAGCUGGGCCGAUGCUGGGGAGUGCGAGGCCAACCCGGACUUUAUGUGGGAAAGUUGCGAAGCCAGCUGCAGCAAAGGCCAUCCAAAACCGGCGGCUCAGGCGGAGCCGGAGUCGGCGGCUCCGCGGCAGGAGGUGAGGUGUCGGAGCUGGGUGAAGGCCGGCGAGUGCCAGACCAACGCUGACUUCAUGCGGCGGAUGUGCCCUUCCAGCUGCCGAGGUGAUGAAGAGAGCCCCCUCGAGAACAAGGAGCCCGCGCCUUCCAAGUCUCCGGACGCUGCGCCCGUUCCGGAUGCGCAGGAGGCCGCCCUUAGGGCCAAAGCCAAAGCCAAAGCAGAGCAGCAGCUGCAGGAGCAGAUCAAGCGCCGGGCAGAGCAGCUCAAGGCUCAGAGGGCCGAGAUACCAGCCAAGGCGCCCCAGGAGCUCCCCCAGGAGCUCCCCCAAAACCUCUCCCAGGAGCUCCCCCAGGAACUUCCCCAGGAGCUCCCGCAAAAGCUCCCGCAGGAGCUCCCGCAGGAGCUCCCCCGGGAGCUUCGCCAGGAGCUCCCCCAGGAGCUCAAGGUGGAGCCCCAAAAGUCGCAGGAAGCUGCGGUUAGACCGAAGGCGGCUCCGAUGGAGCCAAAGGAGCCGAAGCCUUGGCAGAUGCCGGCACCUUCAGAUGUGGAUGACGAGAGCAUCCGAUGCCAGCGCGAAAAGUUUGACAUCGCGCGGCAGCUCGAUGACGCCCAUGCUCGCGAACAGAGUGUCCGCGAACGCGGGGAGGCCGCCCACAGCCGUGCAGAGCAGGCGGAGCAGAGGCACCGUGACUGCCUCAAGGACCUUUCGGAGGCCAAUCAUGAGCGGCAAAGGAUGAAAGCUCAGCAGAAUGACGGGGUGGCCGAACACUACGAGCAGAGGAUGGAGGAACUGCGGGCGAAGCUCAAGGCUGACUUCGAGAAACAGAAGGCAAAGCUACAGAAGGAGUGCAGCAAGAGGGAGUUUCAGCUCCAGGAGCAUGCUCGGGCUGCCACGCGGCGUGCAGAGGAGGCAGAGGCGCAGGUGUCAGGCCAAGUAAUCGGCCUGGAGCGUCUGGCCGCGGAGCAGCGGGCGGCAGAGCAUGCGCAGGAGGCACAGGCGGCAGAGCAAGCCCGUCUGAAAGUCGAAGAGGCCUACCGCGUGGAGGGACUGCGGGCCGCGACGCGCGAGCAAGAGCUGACCCAACUCCUUGCCGAGGCGGAGGUCAAACUGAAGAGCCUGCAGCAGCUGCCAGAGGUUCAAGCGGAUCCGGAGCUAAAGGCCCACCAGCUGUGUGAGGGUCCAGCUCCAG